Molecule: messenger RNA, 468 nt
Organism: Saxophila tyrrhenica
Lineage: Eukaryota; Fungi; Ascomycota; Dothideomycetes; Mycosphaerellales; Extremaceae
Exons: 2
Coding region: 1-468 (155 amino acids)
Source: RefSeq, a predicted model, not a curated record
AUGGCCUCCCGCACCGACGCCCGCUUCAGCACCUACUCCGGCGCCCCUUCCCUCCAACCCUCCCUCGCACCCACCUACGACUCCGCCCCCAGCGCCCACUACAGCCAAACCACCUCCACCUACCUCUCUCCCAACAACGCUUUAUCAGAAAAACGCCCCUACGACAACCCCGACCCUGCCGCCGCCACUUCCACCUCCACCCUCAACUCCAACGCCGACCCCAAAGCCGCGGACAUAAAGUCCUGGUCCGGCGCUCUGGAACGCAUGCAGGACGAGCGCCUCGACAAGCAGCGCUACACGAUGAGCAGCAACAAGAGCGACGAGGUGAGCAAGCUGGCGCUCGGGGCGAAAGUGGAGCGCGCGCUGGCGAGGCGGAUGGUGGGGCAGGAUGCGGUGUUUUCGCCGGGGAGGGGGAAGAAGGGGGGGUUUGAGGGGGAGAAGGCACGGAAGCCGGUCGAGGCGAAUUAG